This is a messenger RNA of Trichosurus vulpecula (common brushtail), 1368 nucleotides long. RefSeq names its product translational activator of cytochrome c oxidase 1. Lineage: Eukaryota; Metazoa; Chordata; Mammalia; Diprotodontia; Phalangeridae. The record is from RefSeq and is a predicted model, not a curated record. The coding region runs from base 106 to 987 and encodes 293 amino acids. The transcript is spliced from 5 exons. Gene Ontology annotation, cellular component: mitochondrion.
GGACUCAGGUCAAAGUCGCGGGCGGCGGCGUUCCUUGACGAGUGCCGGUGGGGAGGGGGUCUGGAGGCCGGGGCUCGGGGCGUCCCUGAGGGGCAGGCGGGGCUGAUGGCGGCGGCCGGUCUUUGGGGAGCUGCUGUCCGCAGUCUGAGGCCUCUCGCGACCGUUGGGCCGGCCGGGUGGGGGCAGACGCUGCAGGUCGGGCCCUCGACCCCGCCUUUCUGGCCAGGGCCGAGCCGGGCCCUCCGCUUGUCCGCGGCGAACCCGGCCGGGCACAACAAGUGGUCCAAAGUCAGGCACGUUAAGGGCCCCAAGGACACGGCCAGGAGCCAGGUCUUCACCAAGCUCUCGAGGCUCAUCCGUUUUGCUGUCAAAGAAGGAGGCCCCAACCCCGAGUUAAACAGCAAUCUGGCCAACCUCCUGAAAUUGUGUCGAAGCAAGAACAUGCCAAAGUCAACUAUUGAGGCAGCACUGAAAAGUGAGAAGAACAAGGACAUCUAUCUUCUCUAUGAAGGACGAGGCCCCGGAGGCUCUUCUCUACUGAUUGAGGUACUUUCUGACAGCGGUUCCAGGUGCCAUGCAGCCAUCAAGCACAUCCUGAACAAAAACGGGGGAGUGAUGACUGAUGGGGCUAGGUACUCCUUUGACAAAAAGGGGGUUGUCAUGGUUGGCACAGAAGACAAAGAGAAGAAGACCGUGAAUCUGGAGCGAGCCCUAGAGUUGGCAUUCGAGGCUGGAGCUGAAGAUGUACAGGAAUCUGAGAAUGAUGAUGAGAAACAUAUGCUUAAAUUUAUAUGUGAUAUCCCCUCACUUCAUGAAGUGAGGACAAAAUUGGACUCCCUGGGCUUGUGUUCUGUGUCCUGUGUCCUAGAAUUCAUCCCUAACGUGAAGGUGAAGCUGUCAGAUGGGGACAUGGAGGCAGCUGCCCAGCUAAUUGAAGCACUUAAUAGCUAUGAGGAUGUGAUUCGAGUCUAUGACAACAUUGAGUAACAGGGUUUGCCUGGAGAGAAACAACCUAGUGUCUCACUGUUCAGAUAGCAAUCUGUAAACUGCCUUUGGAACCUGAGGAGAACAGCAUGCCUUGACAGGUCGUCAGUGCAUUAAGCCAAGGUCAGUUACAGUGGAGAUUCAUACCACAGCCAACUUGCUGAGUGGUCACUGCCUGCCUUGCUGCUCCAUGAGGAAAGAAGGCCCUUGGAAUCUUCAUAUCAGUGGCAUGCAGUGCCAUACUGAGGAAAGCUGAGAUGAUGUCUGAUCCCUGCUGACUGACUGAACCUAGAUGUCUAAUCAAGCUGCUGCCUGGCUAAUCACUGAAUGCCUGGAAUAGAAGCUGCUUUUUUGAUUAGUAAAAAAAAUUAUUUAUAUUGGUAA